Falco peregrinus (peregrine falcon) is the source of this 2888-nucleotide messenger RNA. RefSeq names its product RUN and FYVE domain containing 4 (gene RUFY4). The record is from RefSeq and is a predicted model, not a curated record. The coding region runs from base 314 to 2713 and encodes 799 amino acids. Gene Ontology annotation, cellular component: late endosome; lysosome; autophagosome. The transcript has 11 exons. Lineage: Eukaryota; Metazoa; Chordata; Aves; Falconiformes; Falconidae. Gene Ontology annotation, biological process: plus-end-directed vesicle transport along microtubule; positive regulation of autophagosome maturation.
CAUCACUUCCUACUUUCGCUUUGGAGCUGAGCCGAGGCCUGGCCUGGGGGAGGCGGGUACCCCCCUGGCCCCCCGGGUGGCACAGGGAGCUGGGUGUUGGGGGACCAAGCCACAGUGCCUGAUGUGAUGUGGAGCUCGUUGGGGGUGGCUCCUGCAGCCCCCCCAGCCUCCCACACUUCCUCCUGGCUGAGGUACAAAAGGAGAAGCAGGCAGGCACGGCGUGGGCACAGGCACACUGCAGCGUCCCCCCUGGCACCCAGCAAACACCUUGGGGCAUCCCACAGCUCCCAGCCACAGACCCCCGGGGACAGCCAUGGCAGGAGACGGGGAGCUCAACCGUAUCAUCAAGGACCUGCACAAGACUGUGGACGAGCUGAACCGCAGCUACCGGGAGCAGAACCUGCCAGUGACAGACGGGAGCCGGGAGUUGCACAGCCUCUGUGCCCAGCUGGAGUUCCUCCUUCAGUUUGACCUCAAGGAGAAGAAGAGCUUCUUUGGGCAGCGCAAGGACUAUUGGGAUUUCUUGUGCCAGGGCCUGGCACAGCGCCGGCAGGAGCACGAGGGCAUUCGCUUCGUCACCUCCCUGGACAAGCUGAAGACCCCCGUGGGCAGGGGCCGAGCCUUCCUGCGGUACUGCCUGGUGCACCAGCAGCUGGCAGAGUCCCUGCAGCUCUGCCUCCUCGACACUGAGAACCUCCGUGAGUGGUACUACGCCCGCAGUCCCUUCCUGAGCCCCCAGCGCCGGGCCGAGAUCCUGGGCAGCCUCUACGAGCUGGACUGUGUCACCUUCCACCUGGCCCUCCACAGGGCUGACCUGGACACUGCUUGGCCCAUGUUCUCUGAGACACUGGUACGGCCCAGCCCGGUGGCCGGGAGCAGCCUGGCAAAGACGGCCCUGCAGACAGAUGAUACUUGCACCGGGAUGCAUGGAUGGCCCAAUGGCAUUACCCAUCCCACCGUGGCACACGGUGGGGUGCCAGCCCACCCAUGCCCACCUGCCUUGGCUGCCCUGCAGGUAGGGGAUGCAGAGGCGGAGGAUGCGGAGGAGGAUGUGGAGGUGAAGAGGGAUGUGAAAGAGGAGGUGGAGAAGGAUGAUGAUGAUGAGGAGGAGGUAAAGGAUGUGAACGUGGAGGUGAAGAAGGAUGUGGAAGAGGAUGAAGAAGAGGAGGUGGAGAAGGAUGAGGAGGAGGAUGGGGAGGAGGUAGAGGAGGUGGAGGUGGAGGAGGGCAUGGAAGAGGAGGUGGAGGAGGAUGAGGAAGAGAAGGUAGAGGACGUGGAUGUGGAGGAGGAAGAGGAGGUGGACGAGGAUGUGGAGGAGGAGGAGGUAGAGGACAUGGAAGAGGAGGAUGAAGAGGACAUGGAGGAGGAGGAGGUUGAGGACGUGGAUGUGGAGGAGGACGUGGCAGAGGAGGAGGAUGUGGAAGAGGACGAUGAAGAGGCGGACGAGAAGGAGCUGGAGGACACGGGUGCAGAGGAGCUGGAGGCCGCCCGUGGCGCUGGCCGCGCACCCCAGCCUGACGGUGACUGGGAGCCCGGCACGUCCCCGCCGCCCGGCACGGGGUGCGCGCCGGGCUCCACGCCACCGGUGCCGGGGCAGGACGGCAGGACGGCGGCGUCCCUGCGGGCGCUGGUGUCGCGGCUGCGGGCCGAGCUGGGGCAGCGGGAGGCAGCGGCGCGGGCGCUGGCGGCCCGGCUGGCGCGGGCGGAGCGGCGGCACCAGCGGCGGGAGCGGGGCAGCGCCCGGCGGGCCCAGCUGCGGGCGCGGGAGGCCGAGGCGCUGCGGGAGACCAACGCCUUCCUGGGGCGGGCGCUGGCGGCGGCGGGGCCGGGCGGCGGCGCGGGGGCUCUGGCGCGGGCGCAGGAGGAGGCGCGACGCUGGCGGGAGGUGGCGGAGGCGCGGGGCGCCCGGCUGGCCGCGGCGCUGGCGGAGGCGGCGGCGCUGGCGUCGCGCCUGCGGGAGUGCCGGGCGGCGCUGGCGGCGGCGGGGCGGCCGGCCGUGCUGGAGGGUGCCGGUGCCCCGGCCGAGGUGGCCGCCGUGGAGGAGGCGCUGCGGCGGGCGCUGGAGCUCGCCCGAGGCCCCCAGGAACCCCCCCCGGAGCCCCAGGUGGAGGGGGAGCCCGGCACGGCCGCCGACAUGGCCAUGCGCCUGGCCACCUUGGCCACGGCGGCGCGCGAGGAGGCCCGGCAGAGCCGGCAGCAAGUCCAGGCGCAGCGGCAGGAGGUGGCGCAGCUGCGGGAGCAGCUCGGCAGGGCUCGGCAGGAUGGUGAGCGCUGGGCAUCGGCGCUGCAGCGGGCGCAGAGGGAGGCCCUGGAGCGGGAGGCCACACGGGGUGCCGAGCAGGCACGGCAGCAGGAGCUCAUCCGCGACAUGAAGGGACGGCUGCUGGAGCUGCUGCGGGAGAAGGAUGCCCUGUGGCAGAAGACGGAAGGCAUCAACACCCCAAAGCCCAGCCCGGCACCCCAUGAUGCAGGGCUGUGCGCCCGCUGCCACAAGGAUUUCCGACUCCUCUCCCGGCGGUACAACUGCAGGUGGGCUGUGGCAGGCACCAGGAGGGGGGCACCAGCAUGGCACCACGGUGGCAGAGCUCUCACCACCCACUCUCUCAACAGGUUGUGCCAGGGCAAGGUGUGCCACACAUGCUCCGUGGACGUGGGCAAGCAGGGGCGCUGCUGCCUGCUUUGUUACCAGCAAAGGCACCCACAGGCUACAUGAGUCAAGCCCUUGCACCGUGCCUGGGACACCCCCUGCCCUGGCUGCCUCGUCUCAGGCUUACCAGGUACCUAGGUGUCUGGGGCCUGCAGGCAGGUCCUGCUGCCUGACAUUUUGGGUUUGAGAUAGGUCUUUCUUGUGGCUGGUCCACAAAAAAGAAAACAACCCAUUCCUGCUA